AUGGGUAAUUCCAAGGGAUUUAUGAUAGGAAAAUGGGUUCCUUGGGUUUUGAAGGCAGGGAUUGUAGGGCUGGUAAUGUUUGCUGGAUUUACAUAUGGGGAUCAAAUGGAGGAUCCAGAGACUGGUUUACUGUGUAUUAGUGAUUGUACUACAUGUCCAGUCAUAUGUUCACCACCCCCUGCUCAAGUAGAGUCACAUCCACCACCAGCACCAUCAUACCCACCACCAGCACCAUCAUCCCCACCACCAGUCCACCACUCGCCACCACCGCCUCUAUUUUACUACUAUUCCCCGCCACACUCACCGCCACCUCCACCUCCACCAUCACCGCCGAAAGAAUCACAAUCAUCUCCAUCAUCUCCUUCAUGGGGUCCUCCCCCGCCGCGUUUUGAAUACUUCUACAACAUGCCUCCUUCCGGUCCUGUGCUGCCAACAACAGCAGGACUACUGCAUAACAAUUCCUUUCCCUACUAUUACUUUUACGCAUCAGGGGCUUCUUCUGUUUCUGCUCAUGCGGCCUUGUUUUUUAUUAUCUUCUUGGUUCAGCUUGUGUUUUCUUUUUGGUGA
Messenger RNA from Rosa rugosa (rugosa rose), 567 nucleotides. Its product is annotated as extensin-1. The transcript has a single exon. Lineage: Eukaryota; Viridiplantae; Streptophyta; Magnoliopsida; Rosales; Rosaceae. Bases 1 to 567 code for a protein of 188 amino acids. The record is from RefSeq and is a predicted model, not a curated record.